Andrographis paniculata is the source of this 1062-nucleotide messenger RNA. Its product is annotated as probable serine/threonine-protein kinase PBL7. The transcript is spliced from 3 exons. Lineage: Eukaryota; Viridiplantae; Streptophyta; Magnoliopsida; Lamiales; Acanthaceae. The coding region runs from base 1 to 1062 and encodes 353 amino acids. Gene Ontology annotation, biological process: protein phosphorylation. Gene Ontology annotation, molecular function: ATP binding; protein kinase activity. The record is from RefSeq and is a predicted model, not a curated record.
AUGCCAGCAAUUAAUUGCAGCAUUCUUCCACCAAAGAAGCAUCCCAAGGAGGCGACGGCGGCCGGCGGCGGCGGCGGUUUGCCGGCGCCACGUUCCGGCAACAUCGCAUCGUCGCCGCCGUCUUCUUUUUCGUUCCAAGAGCUAUCAAACGCGACGGACAACUUCAGCUCACAAUGUCUCCUCCGGAGAGAAGAGUCGGGAUCCGUAUACAAAGGGACUCUCCGAGGCGGCGAGCUUGUCGCAAUCAAGAAGCUCGACGGCAAUGUCCGGCAAAGCAAUAUGCGUCUCUUGGUCGAGGUUCUAAUCCUCAAUUGCCUAACCCAUCCCAACAUCGUCAAAAUGAUCGGCUAUUGCUCGGAUUCUGACCGGAGGCUCCUCGUCUAUGAGUAUCUCCCGGCCGGGUUGUUACCCGACCGCCUCCACGAUCCGUCGCCGGGACAAAACCUUCUCGAUUGGGCGGCGAGGAUGAAGAUCGCGGCUGGCGCUGCAAAGGCAUUGGAGUAUUUGCACAACAAGGCUAAGCCUCAAGUAAUAUUCCGGGAUUUCAAGACAUCGAGUGUGUUGCUCGACAACGGCGAUUGGCCUAAGCUCUACAACUUCGGGCUUUCGAAGAUAUGCUCGAUCAAGAACGAGCCACAUAGGGUUGUCGGGACUCAAGGCUAUUGUGCUCCCGAGCAAGCGGAGCCGGGCCAAUUGUCGAUCAAGUCCGAUUUAUAUAGCUUCGGGGUCGUCUUAUUGGAACUCAUAACCGGUCGCAAAGCCAUCGACACCUCCAAACCCGAGGGGGAGCAAAAACUCGUCCAAUGGGCACGAAAAUAUCUUGACGAUGGUAAGAACCUCGAGCAAAUUGCUGAUCCGAGGAUGGAAGGAAAGUUCCCGAGGCGCGGGCUUUACCAAGCUUUGAUGGUGGCUUCGUUGUGCAUCCGCGACGAUCCAAACGGCCGGCCCCUAAUAAGCAAUGUGGCGACCGCCCUCUCGUAUCUUGUGACUCAAUCGAACUUUCCCGAUGACGACGGCGGCGGCGGCGACAAAAAUGUCGAGAGUAGCUUGAACGUUGGAUGA